Carlito syrichta (Philippine tarsier) is the source of this 1897-nucleotide messenger RNA. Its product is annotated as mucin-6-like. The annotation marks the transcript as partial. The transcript has 14 exons. Gene Ontology annotation, cellular component: extracellular matrix. NCBI's taxonomy places the organism in Eukaryota, Metazoa, Chordata, Mammalia, Primates, Tarsiidae. The record is from RefSeq and is a predicted model, not a curated record.
CUCCUGGAGCCCCACAAGUACGCCGCCUUGCAGAAGCUGGAUGACCCCAACGAGAUCUGCGCCCACGAGCCCAUCCCCAGGGCGCCUGUCCGGCAGGCCCAGCACACCCGGCUCUGCACCCAGCUGCUGUCCCUGGUGUCCCCCGAGUGCAACGUGCCCAGGGAGCCAUUCGUGCUGAGCUGCCAGGCGGACAUGGCCGCCGCCGCCCCGCCAGGGACACCAGCUCCUCCAGCUCGGAACAGCAGCUGCGCCACGCUGUCCGAGUACUCGCGCCAGUGCCGCCUGCGGGGCCAGCCUGUCAGCCGCUGGCGGGGCCCUGGGCUCUGUGCGGUGGGCCCAUGCCCAGCCAGCCAGGAGUACCAGGACCGGUGCGCCUUGGGCGGCUGGACGUGCACAGAGCAGCCCUGCCCCGGCCACUGCUCGCUGGAAGGUGGCUCCUUCGUGACCACAUUCGACGCCAGGCCCUAUCGUUUCCACGGCACCUGUACCUACAUCCUCCUCCAGAGUCCCCGGCUUCCCGACGAGGGCGCGCUCAUGGCCGUGUACGACAAGUCUGGCUACUCGCACUCGGAGACCUCCCUGGUGGCCAUCAUCUACCUGUCCAAGCGGGACAAGAUCGUGAUUUCUCAGGAUGAGGUCAUCACCGACAACGGAGACACCAAGUGGCUGCCGUAUAAGACCCGCAACAUCACAGUCUUCAGGCAGACGUCCACCCACCUCCAGAUGGCCACCAGCUUCGGGCUGGAGCUCGUGAUCCAGCUGCGGCCGGUCUUCCAGGCCUACGUCACCGUGGACUCGCAGUUCAGAGGCCAGACCAGAGCCUUGUGCUCAGCUCCCAAGACGUUCGAGUCCUGCAGCCAGUCCUCGGAGAACAAGUUCGGCGCGGCCUGCGCCCCCACCUGCCAGAUGCUGGCCACCGGCGUCACUUGCGUGCCCACCAAGUGUGAGCCCGGCUGCGUGUGCGCCAAGGGGCUGUAUGAGAACGCCAACGGGCAGUGCGUGCCCCCAGAGAAGUGCCCCUGCGAGUUCUCGGGGGUCUCCUACCCUGGGGGAGCAGAGCUCCACGCCGACUGCAGGACCUGCCCGUUCUGCCGGGAGCAGGCUCUCAGCCGGCCACUCCACAUGUCCUUCACGGAUCAGUUCUGCCUCAGAGAGCCUGGGCAGGAGACAGGCCUGUCCAUCGUGCUGGCGAACAGAAACUACACGGUCACCGGGGAGGACCCUCAGGUGUGGCUCCGGGUGAAGCCCAGCUCCCUGAACCUCGUGCUGGACAUGGGCGUCCCCGGAAAGCUCAACCUGACACUCACCUGGAACAAGCACAUGUCGGUGCUCAUCAGGGUGGACCGUGCCACCCAGGACGCCCUCUGCGGCUUGUGUGGCAACUUCAACGGGAACAUGAAAGACGACUUUGAGACGCGGAGCCGGUACGUGGCGUCGGACGAGCUGGAGUUCGUGAACUCGUGGAAGGAGAGCCCGCUGUGCGCCGACGUGCGCUUGGUGGCGGACCCCUGCAGCCUCAACGCCUUCCGCCGCUCCUGGGCCGAGCGCAAGUGCAGCAUCAUCCACAGCCAGACCUUCGCCAGCUGCCACAGCAAGGUGUACCGCAUGCCCUACUACGAGGCCUGCGUGCACGACGCGUGUGGGUGCGAUACAGGCGGGGACUGCGAGUGUCUGUGUGAUGCCGUGGCCGCCUACGCCCAGGCCUGCCUGGACAAGGGCGUGUGUGUGGACUGGAGAACCCCAGCCUUCUGCCCCAUCUACUGUGACUUCUACAAUACCCACACGCGGGCGGGUAACGGCGAGUACCAGUACGCGCAGGAAGCCAACUGCACGUGGCACUACCAGCCCUGCCUUUGCCCCGGGCGGCUGGAGAGCGUCUCCGGUGCCAACCUCGAAG